Molecule: messenger RNA, 339 nt
Organism: Porites lobata
Lineage: Eukaryota; Metazoa; Cnidaria; Anthozoa; Scleractinia; Poritidae
Source: the annotation of a GenBank genome assembly
CAUGUUGUUGCACUACAGGUUCUGUGCAGUUUCCUUGCCAGCCUUCCACAUGCUGAGGGUAUAAGCUGUUAUUCAUGCCUCGAGUAUCCAGGCUCCAACCAAGCAUGCAGCAACCCUGCUAUAAUUCAAUGCGGACCCUAUUACGACUCUUGUGUAGCUAUGAACGUUACAUCCAACAUAAUGGGGAUUCAUUCUUCAGCAGCCUUGAAAAACUGCUCGAUAUCUAACCCUCAGUGCAACUCAAGCUACGUCUGUGGCCUAGUGAACAGCUCCAUAUCUCAAUCCAGUGGAACCCUACUCUCAUGCUCAUUGAACUGUUGCUAUGGAGAUCUGUGCAAU